Messenger RNA from Indicator indicator, 5007 nucleotides. It is a transcript of the gene THSD7A, whose product is annotated as thrombospondin type 1 domain containing 7A. Bases 10 to 5007 code for a protein of 1665 amino acids. Gene Ontology annotation, biological process: actin cytoskeleton organization. Gene Ontology annotation, cellular component: plasma membrane. The transcript has 29 exons. The record is from RefSeq and is a predicted model, not a curated record. Lineage: Eukaryota; Metazoa; Chordata; Aves; Piciformes; Indicatoridae.
GCUGGAGGCAUGGGGCUGAGCGAGGGGAGCGCUCCGCUCUGCCGGGGUCCAGGGGUUUCCACCGUGCCAGCCCGGUGCGCGGGAGUUCUUGUGCUUCUGCUGCUGGCAACCUGGGACGCUCGGGCACAAAGUGAAUUUCAAACUUCCUCGGUGUAUUUGUGGAAGACCGGUCCGUGGGGGAGAUGCAUGGGAGACGAAUGCGGUCCAGGUGGUAUCCAGACACGAGCAGUGUGGUGUGCCCAUGUGGAGGGCUGGACCACGCUGCCCACGAACUGCAAGCAGCCAGAGCGGCCGGACAACCAGCAGAGCUGUUUUCGGGUCUGCGACUGGCACAAAGAGCUGUACGACUGGCAGAUUGGCAGCUGGAACCAGUGCCGGCCCGUCCUCUCCCGCAGCCACGAGAAGCCCCUGGAGUGCCUCAGAGGGGAGGAAGGCAUCCAGACAAGGGACAUCACCUGUAUCCAGAAGUCCAAUGGGGUGCCAGCUGAGGAUGUUAUCUGUGAGUACUUUGAGCCGAAGCCCCGCCAGGAGCAGGCAUGCCUUAUCCCAUGCCGGCAGGACUGCAUCGUAGCCGAAUUCUCCCCCUGGUCGGAGUGCUCCAAGACCUGUGGCAAUGGGCUUCAGCAUCGAACUCGGCAUGUUGUGGCUCCACCGCAGUUUGGUGGUUCUGCUUGUCCUAAUCUCACUGAGUUUCAGAUCUGCCAGUCUAGCCCUUGUGCUGCUGAAGAAAGCUUGUAUAGCCUCAACGUGGGACCCUGGAGUGCAUGCUCAGUGCCCCAUUCCAGACAAAUAAGGCAAGCGAGAAAAAGAGGGAAAAACAAAGACAAGGAAAAGGACAGAGAAAAGGCAGUUCGGGAUCCCGAGGCUCGUGAGUUAAUUAAGAAGAAGAGGAAUCGAAACAGACAGAAUAGACAGGAGAACAAAUAUUGGGACAUACAAAUUGGGUACCAAACCAGGGAGGUCACGUGCACUCACAGAAAUGGGAAAACCACUGCUCUGAGCUUCUGCAAGCAGGAGAGAUUGCCCAUUACAUUCCAGUCCUGUGUGAUCACAAAGGAGUGCCAGGUGUCAGAGUGGUCAGAAUGGACCCCCUGCUCUAAAACCUGCUUUGACAUGACAACCCCUAAAGGGAAUCGUACCAGAUCACGGACCAUAAAACAGCUCCCUAUUGGCAGUGAAAGCGAAUGCCCACAGUUAGAAGAAACAGAGCAGUGUGUUACUCAAGGAGAUGGUGUGGCACCCUGCAUUACGUAUGGUUGGCGGACCACAGAGUGGACAGAAUGCCGUGUCGAUCCUCUCCUUAGCCAACAGGACAAGAGGCGAGGAAAUCAGACGGCGCUUUGCGGAGGUGGCAUUCAAACCCGGGAGACCUACUGCGUGCAAGCGAAUGAAAAUCUCCUCUCCUACUUAAAUACCCUUAAAGAGAAAGAAGAAAGUCAGUCACAGAGCAAGUCGAAGGCUAGUGCUGCACCUCUGCUAUCCAUCACUUUUGAAAUAACAGCCUCGAGGCCCGUGGACCGUAAUCUGUGUACAGGACCUCUACCCAGCACCUCCCAGUUGUGCCAUAUCCCCUGUCCUACAGAGUGUGAGACCUCGGCGUGGUCAGCCUGGGGACCAUGCACCUAUGAAAGCUGUGAUGACCCUCAGGCCAAGAAGGGCUUUAAACUAAGGAAACGGCGCAUCACCAAUGAGCCUACGGGAGGAACGGGAAACUGCCCUCACCUUCUGGAAGCCAUCCCGUGUGAGGAGCCCUCCUGCUAUGACUGGAGAAUCACAGGGCUGGAGGAGUGCAUUCCUGACAACGAGAAGCCAUGUGGCCCUGGGACACAGGUUCCUAUUGUCGUCUGUGUUAACAGUGAUGGAGAAGAGGUUGACAGACAGCUGUGCAGAGAUGCUAUCUACCCAAUCCCUGUUGUCUGCGAAGCUCCAUGCCCAAAGGACUGUGUGCUCAGCAUGUGGUCUGCAUGGUCCUCCUGCUCACACACCUGCUCCGGCAAAACCACAGAAGGGAAGCAGAUGCGCGCCCGCUCCAUUCUGGCAUAUGCAGGUGAAGGAGGAGUACAGUGCCCAAACAGUAGUGCGCUCCAGGAAACACGCAGCUGUAAUGAACACUCUUGCACUGUGUAUCAUUGGCAGACUGGCCCAUGGGGACAGUGCAUAGAGGACACGUCUGUCUCUGCUUUCAACUCCUCUGCCAGCUGGAAUGGGGAGGCCACCUGUUCCAUGGGGAUGCAGACAAGAAAGGUCAUCUGUGUGAGAGUCAACGUGGGACAAGUGGGCCCAAAAAAAUGCCCUGAGAGCCUCAGACCAGAAACUGUGAGACCAUGUCUGCUUCCCUGUAGGAAAGACUGUAUUGUGACUCCAUUCAGUGACUGGACAUCAUGUCCUUCUUCAUGUCAAGAAGGAGGUGUCACAGUAAAGAAGCAGUCCCGUCAUCGAGUCGUCAUCCAGCUCCCUGCCAAUGGUGGUCGAGAGUGCCCAGACUCUCUGCUUGAGGAAAAGGAAUGUGAAGCUUCUCCUGUCUGCUAUAGCUACAGGUGGAAGACCCACAAGUGGCGCAGAUGCCAGCUGGUACCAUGGCAUGUGCGCCAAGACAGUCCAGGAGCACAUGAGACCUGUGGGCCUGGGCUGCAAGCAAGAGCAAUUACUUGUCGCAGACAAGACGGAGGACAGGCUGAUAUCAGUGAGUGCCUUAAAUACUCUGGCCCAUUACCAUCCUUGACACAGACGUGCCAGAUUCCCUGCCAAGAUGAUUGUCAGUUUACAAACUGGUCAAAGUUUUCUUCCUGUAAUGGGGACUGUGGAGGAGUCAGGACAAGAAAACGCACUCUAGUCGGAAAAAGUAAGAAAAGAGAUAAAUGCAAAAACUCUCAGUUGUAUCCUCUGAUGGAGAAUCAGUUUUGUCCGUGUGACAAGUACAGCGCUCAACCUGUGGGAAAUUGGUCAGACUGUAUUUUACCAGAGGGUAAGCUGGAGGUGCUGCUGGGAAUGAAGGUACAAGGAGAUGUCAAGGAAUGUGGACAAGGCUACCGCUACCAGGCCAUGGCGUGCUACGACCAAAACAACCGACUUGUGGAAACAUCACGGUGCAACAGUCACGGUUAUAUUGAGGAAGCCUGUAUCAUUCCAUGUCCUUCAGACUGCAAGCUGAGUGAGUGGUCCAACUGGUCUCGCUGUAGUAAAUCCUGUGGGAGUGGAGUAAAGGUUCGUUCAAAAUGGCUCCGUGAAAAACCCUACAAUGGUGGAAGACCCUGUCCAAAGCUAGAUCAUGUCAAUCAGGCUCAGGUAUAUGAGGUAGUUCCCUGCCACAGUGACUGCAGCCAGUACAUAUGGGUUACUGAGCCCUGGAGUGUCUGCAAGGUGACCAAUGUGGACUUGAAAGAGAAUUGUGGAGAAGGUGUUCAAACAAGGAAAGUCAGGUGCAUGCUAAACAGUGUGGAUGGUCCUUCUGACACCGUGGAGGACUAUUUGUGUGAUCCUGAAGAGAUGCCACUUGGUGCUAGAAAGUGCACAUUGCCAUGUCCCGAGGACUGUGUUAUGUCUGAAUGGGGAUCAUGGUCUCGAUGUUCUUUGCCGUGUAAUGGCAGUAGUGUCCGUGAAAGAUCAGCUGAGUCCUUGAGACAACCAGAUGAAGGAAAGUCUUGUCCUGCUGCCACCGAGACAGAAGUCUGCACUUUGAACAAAAACUGCUUCCACUACGACUACAAUGUGACAGACUGGAGCACGUGUCAGCUCAGUGAGAAGGCUGUCUGCGGUAAUGGUAUCAAGACACGGAUGCUCGAUUGCGUUCGCAGCGAUGGCAAAUCAGUUGACCUGAAGUACUGUGAAGAGCUUGGUUUGGAGAAGACAUGGCAAAUGAAUACGUCCUGUGUGGUGGAAUGUCCUGUGAACUGCCAGCUCUCUGACUGGUCCCCUUGGUCUGAGUGCUCUCAAACAUGUGGUCUUACAGGAAAAAUGAUCAGAAGAAGGACCAUAAAUCAACCAUUUCAGGGUGAUGGGAGGCCUUGUCCAUCUCAGAUGGAGCAAUUCAAACCCUGUCCAGUAAAGCCUUGUUACCGAUGGCAAUACAGUCAAUGGUCUGCAUGUAAAGUAGAGGACGCUCAGUGUGGAGAGGGAACACGAGUGAGGAACAUUUCAUGUGUGGUUUUUGAUGGAUCCAUUGAAGAUGUUGGCAAAGUGGUCGAUGAGGAAUUCUGUGGAGAAAUCGAGCCGAUUAUAGAUGGUGAUAAGAAGAUAAUACUUGAGGAAACCUGCACUGUCCCUUGUCCAGGGGACUGUUACUUGAGAGAGUGGUCAGAGUGGAGCCUUUGCCAGCUAACCUGUGUAAAUGGUGAGGAUCUUGGCUUUGGAGGGAUACAAGUCCGAUCUCGGGCAGUGAUCAUUCAGGAAUUAGAAAAUCAACAUCUCUGUCCAGAACAGGCUUUGGAAACAAGAUCAUGCAAUGAUGGCCAGUGCUAUGAAUACAAGUGGAUGGCUAGCCCAUGGAAGGGAUCUUCUCGAACUGUGUGGUGCCAAAGGUCAGAUGGUUUAAAUGUCACAGGGGGCUGCUUAGUGAUGCGCCAACCCGAUGCUGACAGGUCAUGUAACCCACCGUGCAGUCAACCCCACGCUUACUGCGCUGAGACUAGAACAUGCAGUUGUGAAGAUGGAUACACAGAAGUUAUGUCCUCUGAUGGCACACUUGAACAGUGCACUGUCAUCCCAGUGGUGGUGAUGCCCACCAUGGAGGACAAAAAAGCAGAUGUGAAAACGAGUCGAGCUGUCAACCCUACCCAGCCCUCCAGUAACCCAUCAGGACGAGGAAGGACCUGGUUUCUACAGCCUUUUGGGCCAGAUGGGAGGCUGAAGACCUGGGUUUAUGGUGUAGCUGCUGGUGCAUUUGUUUUACUCAUCUUUAUUGUUUCUAUGAUCUAUCUAGCCUGCAAAAAGCCAAAGAAGCCCCAGAGGAGGCAGAACAACCGCCUGAAACCCUUAACCUUGGCUUACGAUGGAGAUGCAGAUAUGUAA